AUGAGCAGGAUUCUCCUGUUGGAUAUCUGUAGCAUCGGGUCACGGUUUGCUCUCGAUGAUGGAAGUCGUGCCAUUGAGAAUGAUCUGAUGGAGGAACCUAAGCGGCUCUUGUUGGCAAAUUUGGACAACGUAAGCGCCGAAAAUGUUCAGGCGGACAUCCUCAUCGCGGACCUCUGCGAGGCUCAUCUCAACGCUUCUUUAGAAACUUCAUUCCUCCAUGCAACAUCUCAAUCGAGGCAGUAUCUGGUCAAUCCCAUCAGGCUCUUGUCGCUGGCUUGGAAGUUCUACUUUGUCUACAUUGUCAUCUUGGUCGUUGAGGUGGUUUACAUCUGGUUCCUGUUUGUGGAAAUCAAAGGACUUAUCGUCGAGGAAACCGGCGUCCUGUUCAACGGUCAGGAUGUCAAAAUUUCCAAGGAGGCGGGUAUGCACGGCGAUGCUACGUUUGAGGAGGGGGCGGUCGGUAAGGCUGUGGAAAAAGUCCAGGCGGUGUCCACAUAA
This is a messenger RNA of Colletotrichum orchidophilum, 498 nucleotides long. RefSeq lists its product as uncharacterized. NCBI's taxonomy places the organism in Eukaryota, Fungi, Ascomycota, Sordariomycetes, Glomerellales, Glomerellaceae. The transcript has 4 exons. The coding region runs from base 1 to 498 and encodes 165 amino acids. The record is from RefSeq and is a predicted model, not a curated record.